Epithele typhae is the source of this 906-nucleotide messenger RNA. Its product is annotated as transcription factor IIA alpha/beta subunit. The record is from RefSeq and is a predicted model, not a curated record. NCBI's taxonomy places the organism in Eukaryota, Fungi, Basidiomycota, Agaricomycetes, Polyporales, Epitheliaceae. The transcript has 5 exons. The coding region runs from base 1 to 906 and encodes 301 amino acids. Gene Ontology annotation, biological process: transcription initiation at RNA polymerase II promoter; transcription by RNA polymerase II. Gene Ontology annotation, cellular component: transcription factor TFIIA complex.
AUGGAUACCGGUGGUCCACCGUUUGAUGACGGUGUAUUUCUCGUUGAGCCCUCCAUCUAUCGUGCCGUCAUCGACGACGUGAUCGCCAAUAUAAAACCCGAGUUCGAUGACUUCGGCGUCCCUGAGGACGUUCUGGCUGAUUUGCAGAGCAAAUGGGAGGCGAAGGUCAUAGCUUCUCACGUCGCCGACUUUGAGCCCACUCAGGCCCAACCGCCACCCGUACCCGCGCACCCGAGCUAUCCACCUCACCCGAUGCAUACCAUGCCCCACGGGCAUUAUCCUCCCCACACGGCGUACGCCCCUCCACCUCAUCCCAUGCAAGUCCCCGGUCAGCCCCACGUCAAGACGGAGCCGGUGGACAAUCGCUACAUGCUGAGCGCCACUGCCUACGGGAUCCCUCCUUUGCCUGGGCCCCAACUUUCCGCGAGGCCGGGAGGUCCCUCGCAACCCUCGUAUGCGCCAAUGAACGGGCGUCCGGCGAAUGCCGCGAGUCAGGCACCUGCGCCUCCCACUGCUCGCUACCCUCCAGCGACAAACGGGCAGCCCCCGCGCAUCCCUCAGGUGGAUGGUCCGUCGUCGUCGGAAUCGGAGUCUCCGUCUCCUCCACCCAGUCAGGGCUACGCUCCGAGAUCAUCGCAUCCUUCGCUCCCUCAGCCGUCGCAGAGCACAGCGGCCCCGCAAGCUGAAGACUUGGAGGCUAUCAACAGCGACCUGGAUGACUCGGAUUCAGACAACGAGCAGGAUGGCAUAGAAGGCGGCGCGGCUGACAGUGACAUUGUGUUCUGUACCUAUGACAAGGUCGCUCGCGUCAAGAACAAAUGGAAGUGUGUUCUCAAGGACGGCAUGAUCCAUGUCAAUGGUAAAGACUACCUCUUUGCCAAGUGCACCGGCGAAUUCGAAUGGUAG